This is a messenger RNA of Neocloeon triangulifer, 5498 nucleotides long. Its product is annotated as centrosomal protein of 290 kDa-like. Bases 1 to 5484 code for a protein of 1827 amino acids. The record is from RefSeq and is a predicted model, not a curated record. The transcript has 35 exons. NCBI's taxonomy places the organism in Eukaryota, Metazoa, Arthropoda, Insecta, Ephemeroptera, Baetidae.
AUGGAUUGGGACUAUUAUAUUGACAUUAAUUUUCCCGAGCUGAACAACGACAGUAAAGAAGAGUUGUGCUCGCAACUUUCAAAAUGUCAGGUGGACGCAGAAGCGACGGACGAAGAGUUAAAAAAAGUUUUUGCGUUGGCGCAAAAAUUACUCCAGUUCCGUGGAAAUCAGAUUGAAGAAAUUAAAAAUGAACACGCAGCCACCAUCGAAAAAAUAAGGCAGGAAUAUGAUGAGCUUGAAAAUCAGGCGUCGUCAAGUAAAAGGGCCCGCAAAGCAAGUGAGGCAAAGCAAGAAGCGGCCCGGUUGUCGAAGCAAAAUAAAGAGCUUUUGGCCGAAUUAGAGGUUUUGAGGAGGAGAAACAAAGGAAAGGACCCUAUGAUGGACACCGAGGAGGACGAAUAUAGGGCAGAGAAGGAAAAGCAAAAAAUGAAGAAAACUGUAGAGUUGCAAACAGAGCACAUUGGCAGUUUGCUAUCAGACUUGGAGAAUACGGAGGCUGAGAACGCUAGUCUGAAGCAGCAUUUGUCAAACCUGCGCGACAAGCUGGCUGAGGCGACAGAGGCUUUGGCUGAAACAUCGGCAGAUCUCACGAACAGCCAGAAAAUCAAUUUGGAAUUAAAAAAUCGGUUUGGAGAUUCAAAAGAUGAGAUCGAAAGCCUGCGAAGACAAAUAUCAGAAUUGGUUGAGCAAAGAAGUCUGCUUGAUUCACAACUGCUUCAGUUUCAGCAUGCAAUGGAAAGCAGGGUGGACACGUGGAAGAAUUUGAUGGAAAAGAAGGAUGGCGAAAUCUCAGAGCUACGACAGCAAGUGCUCUUUUCCAGGCCAGAACAAUAUGCUCAUUUGCAAGAAACAGUUUCUGCUCUCACUCAGUCAAUGGCUAUAAGAGAUCAGCAAGUGAACGAACUCAGCACGCGUCUUUCAGAAGCAACAAAGGAUUUAGAAGAGAGCACCGAAGCCCUGGAAAAACUACGAAGCAACAAGGGUGACGGCGAAUCCAGAAAGCUGUGGCAACAACUGCAAAGGGCAGUCAAGCGAGAGAGAACGCUUGAAAGUAGAAUUGAAGAGGCUGAGAGAGAUGCCCUAAUAAGAGGAGAACAGGUGACUGAGCUAUCGACUCAGAUACAAAAACUGGAGCAAGGAGAAUUUGGCCUGCCAGAAGCUUUGGCCGAAUCGCGGGAGAUGAAAAGGAAUUUGGCGGUCAGGGACGCGGAAAUUGCGCGUCUGAUAAAAACGACGAAUCAGCUCCAAGCCAGUCUAGACGAGAUUGCCGACCAAAAUUUGGCACUCAGAGAGCGAUUUGGUAUUGCCGACGAGGAGGUUGACAUCAGUGGCGUGAGAGAUAGAAGGGCCAGCGAACGGCAAAGAAUAGAGUCUCUAUUAAAACAAGUGGCGGGAUUGGAGCAAGAGAAAGUUACACUCAAACUUCAACUCCGCGAAGCUAGAAAGGGAAAAGGAGUUUUGGAUCAAGACGAUAAGCAAUCGCUGCAGAGGGAAAGCGAGCAAAUUGACUUUAAACUUAUUGUUGAAGAAAACGAGAGUCUGCGAAAGGGGAUGCACGAAAUUCUGGAAAGCAUCAGAAACCAAGAUGCCAACAGUGAUGUGCAUCUGGAAUCAAACUGCCUAGAACGACUUUUAGAGGCCUUGGAUUCUCGACAUGUGGCCGGAUGGUACCACCCUGCAAUGAGGCUGCAGGCCCAGUUGCAUAAUGUCCAAGGCGUUGCUUCAGAACUGAGGGAGCAGUUAAGGAUUUCUAGGGAACAAGAGAAUUUGUGGAAACAGCAAGUUGGCAGUCUAUUGGAACAAAACAUUGGGAGCGCUGCAACGUCCAAUACGAAUAUAGGGCCAUCAAAUUUGAAAAGGACAAACUUUGAUUUUCAGCCACAAAAACAAUUACAUCAAGAAUGGAAGUCUAAAAUGCACACCUUGCAAGAUGAUCUGAAGGGAUUGUUUAAAGAGGUGUCAAAAAGUUUGCCGCUAAUCGCACAUUCUAGGAAAGAACACGAUGAGGAGUUGAGUGCAAAAAUGAGCGAUUUGGAGGGUUCUAUUGAAGAGUACAAGCGGCACUUGGAGGAAGAAAAUCAUUCUGUCGCUGUUUGUGCUGCAAAAUGUGCAACGCAAAGAAUAGCUGAGAGAUUUGCGCUGAGAAAGUGUCACGGCCUGGAGGCUGCAAGAAAGAGGCUCAGUGAGGAUUUGGAAAAUAAAUCUGUCGAAGCCAUCAAAUGUGAGGCAAAACUGGAGAAAGAAAUUGCUAAUUUAAGAGAAAAUGAGGUUUUGUUAAGAAAUGAGAAUAACAAAUUGGCCGCUCUACUUGAAAGCUGUGUUCCUGCGGAUGAGUUCAGAUCAACACAACAAGAGUUGGCAAAGACGUCGGAAGCACUGAGAAAAUGCUUGCUGGACACAAUGAGAGGAACCGAUGACAGCAAAGCUGAGCAAAACCAUCUAGAAAAAAUUGCACAGCUUGAAACGCAAGUUAAAAAUCUCGUUCAAGAGUUAGAAAAAGACAAAGCUUGUCUCCACGUUCUGCAGGCGCAAGAGCAGUUUCCGGAUGUUGAUCAACAAGUACAAAUACUGGCUCAAAAAAUUAGUGCGCUGGAAGUUAAUGAGGCGGUAAUCGCGAAAAAAGCUGAGCAUGCGGAAAAAAUGUAUCAACUUGCGAAAGCUCAAGUCAUUGAAUUGGAAAAUGAAAAGAGGGAAUUUGAACAGAUGCUCUCUCAGCAAUACUCAAUCAAAGACUUGGAGUUGCCCAUAAUGCAGCAAAAGCAAAACGUUGAAAUUCGUGAGGACUUUGCUAAAAUUGAAAAACUUGAGACGUCUCUUGUAUCAGCGCAGAAACAAAUUGAGUCCCUUCAGAACUUGCAGAACAACAGAAAUUUUGAAAUGGACGCUAUGAGAGAACUAAACCAAGAGCUUCAAAGCUCUGGUGACUUGCAAGCGACGUUAGGUCGCAUGACCGAAGAUAUUCUGGCUCUUCGACUGGAGUCAGAAAAUUUAAAAUUCAAAUUGCAAGAGAGCGAUAAAAAAGAGCUACAGCAACAGAGACGCAGUGUGGAAUUGGACGUUGUUUUGAACAAACUGCAAAAAGAAUUGAUUGAUCGCUCAGUAGAACUGCAUAAAAGAGAACGAAAUCUGAAAGGCAAACUGGUGUCAAUUUGCUCGCGGCAUACUGCUUGUGUUCCGCUCUCUACGUUUGAGUUGGCAACAAGGUGGUUGAAUGCAGCAAGGGAGGACGUGGAAAAAUUACAAAAUCAGCAAAAUGAGCUGAACUCAAAACUCGACUGCAUAGAACUUGAACGGGAAAAAUUAAAGCUUGAAUGUUCAGAAACUGAAAACAAAAAUUCCCAGCCUGAGCAGCUGCAAGAAUGGCAUACAAGAAAUGUUCAUUUGCGGAUAAAGGAAUUGGAGAGCUCAAGGAAAGCUGAAAAGUUGGAAAAGGAAUGUGAGGAGUUGAAAUGCCAAGUUCUGAACCUAAAAAAUCACGCUCGAUCUCUUGAGGACGAAAGGCUCGCUUUGGAAAAAAAUUGGGAACAGCGACUAAUGCUGUUGGAAUAUGAAAAAUAUGUUGACGGUGGAGGUGGAUUUGUUAAGCCAGCAGAAGAAAAGUCCAAAGAACCUGAUUUGGUGGUUGAGGAACUGGAUGCUGCGCGGGAACAGUCAAAAGAAAAGCACCCAAAUAAAAAGUUUAUCAGAAGAGGAACUUUCACUUCGCUGAAUGACAACGUGGAUGUUUUGAAAAAAGAGCUGCAAAUGAAAGAGGACAGAAUUUCUCAUUUGGAAAGAAUGAUGGAUGGGCAACAAGGCGAUUCUAGGGCUAAACUAGCCCUUGAGGCAAUGGUGGCCAGUUUGUCCGAGCUUGUGUCCCUGAAGGAGGGAGCUGUUACUCGUGCACGGCAGCGUUUGAAAGAAGCCAACGAUGACAAUUCUGAGAUGACCAGAGAACUUCGGCGACAACUUAUUGAGCUGCAAAACUCUAUGGCGAAGCUGCAAGGGAGUAGAGUAAUGGAACAAGUCUCGCCUGAAAUAUCGCAAGGGCCAACAAUCACCAAGCUGCUGACACAAGUUCACACUCUGGAGGACGAAAUCAGAGUGUCCAACCACAGUGCCGCAACUUUAGCUGGACAAUUGAGGUCUGUGAGCAGCGAAAUGCAGCGGUGGAAGGAUUUGGCCGAAGCAAGACAAACCAAACUGCAAGCAAUUCAAGACAGGUAUGAAGAGGAAGUGAGUCAAGCAAUUGUCAGCAGAUUAUCAAGUAGCAGCAGAGUUGCUGAAAAGUCCGAGACAGAAAUGUCAGAAAAAGAACUAACUUCGACGCGUACACACCCUGAGCUCCAAAGGUCACGUCAGGAAGUGGAUAAUUUGCGAGAAAUGGUCGCUCAGAUGCAGGAACAGAUUAAAAAGCUGCAGUCUAAAGUCUCGGAAAGAAGACGGUCCCAAAGCUCACCACGGGAAAAAACAUCAAAGAUUUUGAUCGAACCUGCUCAGAGGAUAAUUGAGAAACCACCUAUGCAGCCCAGAUUUGACAACUCGAAAGCGGCCGCUAUUAUUGGCAAGCUGCAAACGCAAGUCAAGCAGCUCCAGGAGGAAAUUGACACAUUUAAAACCAGAGAGCAGAUUUAUCUGGACCAGAGUAAAGCAAAAACCAGUGAAGUUGUAUCAAGGUGGGAGGAAAGGAAAAAUCUGCAGGCAAAAUGUGACAAGUUAAAACAAAAAUUAGACGAAUCAGAGGCGACAGCUAAAAAACUUAAAGAGAGCAACCAGGCGUUGAGAGCUUUGAUCGAGCGUUUGGAACGCGAGAAGAUUUUACUGGAUCAGCAAUUAAGGAGAAAAUCCAAGGCAGUCAACAUAAUAGCUCAGCCGGCUCCCAUUGAGGCGCAAAUGAGCAAAAUGAGGAUGAAAUUGGCCUCAAGUGAAGAAGAGUGCGCCUCUCUGCGACGGCAGUUGGAGCACCACAAAAGGGUAUCUGAAGACGUCCCUCGGUUGAGGGCGGAACUGGCCACUUUGAGAGGGAAGUACGAGACCCAAAGAGAGGCGGCAGUACAGAUGCAAAGCAAAAUCGCACGUCUCGAAGCUGCAAAUUUGGAACUGAAUCUCAAAAUAGACGAUCUGGUCACUUCUGAUGGAAAUGGUUAUAGAGGAGAUAGCAGUGACGAUGGCGGUAUGUCCAAAGAGGAGCUUCAAAGAUCGGUUUUGAUGCUUGGACAGCACGUCCGGAAAUUGCAAGAGAAACUCAGGGAUGCGCGAGAUAAUGGCUCUGCGGAAUCUGCAAGUGCAGAAACCAGUCAGAAACUGCAAUCAGCAUUGAGAAGGAAGCUUUCGUUAGAAAAUGAAGUUUCUCAAUUAAAAAGGGAGCGAUCAGAAUUGUGUUCUCAGCUGAACCAGAAAGUAAAAAUUUUGGUAGAGGUGCGAGCUGCUUUGCAAGAAGCGUCUUUAAGGGAGGCAGCACUCAAGUCAGAGGUGGCACACUUUCGGCGGUCACCCCAAAAAUAAAAAAUAAAUCAAAC